Messenger RNA from Mercenaria mercenaria, 12829 nucleotides. RefSeq lists its product as uncharacterized. Gene Ontology annotation, biological process: fatty acid biosynthetic process. The record is from RefSeq and is a predicted model, not a curated record. Gene Ontology annotation, molecular function: fatty acid synthase activity; phosphopantetheine binding; 3-oxoacyl-[acyl-carrier-protein] synthase activity. The coding region runs from base 1364 to 7756 and encodes 2130 amino acids. The transcript has 6 exons. Lineage: Eukaryota; Metazoa; Mollusca; Bivalvia; Venerida; Veneridae.
UCAUUUUCUGUUAAAAUAUGCCACUCUUAUAUGGCGUUUACACAAAAUAACAUGUAAAAUGUUUUCAUACUUUUACCUGCUUUAAUCAAAUUUCCCGAUAAUUUGAAAAAUACUACAAACAUUAUUUUAAACACUAAAGUACAUAAGUACACUUUGUAUGCGCGACUUUCGGAAACUUUCUUGUAAACCCUCGAGAAUUUUUUUUUAAUAAAACUUGACAUUUUUAUAACACCACAGUCAUUAGCUGUUAUCAUCGAAAGGUAGGAAUUUCAGUUUUCUUUUUCUCUUACUUCUUUCAGUCGUCUUUUGUGUCAUGGUUACAACAUUUGAAGAAAAAAAAAAAAACUAAAUGAAAUUUCUUUACUGAUGCAUUAUAAUACUACAGAAAAAAAAUGUGGUAUACAAAAAAAGUCAUGUUUUUAAUAGAUAUGAAGGAAUUUUUUUAAUAUAUAUAUUUCUAAAUGUUAUUUCAGCAAUGACUCAGAUAAACAACAUAUUAAUUGGUGGUAUACUUUUUAUUAGAUAUGAAAGAAUGUUUUCAAAAAUAUAUUUCAAAAUGCUAUUAAUAAGCGAAAUAACUUGUUGAAAAGUCAUAAUAUAUUGUAUAAUGAAAUAAUAUGUAGAUAUUUAUCAUUAUACAUAUAUAUGCCUGUUUCUCGUCGAUUCGAGCUUUCUCAUCGAUUCGAGCCAUUGUGUUUUAGUAAAAUUCAUGCUCAUGUAGCAUGUUCUUCCAUCAGGAACUUGUGUCAUUUACAUUUUAAAAUGCCUUGGAAAAUGUUAGUCAUGAAACCACUGAAAAAAUGAUGAAAUACCUAUUUUAAAUUUUUGCAUCUAAAAUUACUUAUUUCAAAAGGAAAUUACAUAGUGGGUAAUAUUGUGAGCCCAAAUUUCAAAUUUAAAGCACCCCGAGCAUAUUUCGACUGUUGUAACGAGUGAACAAGAAGUCAAACUUGAUAGAAAUUUGCUUUAUGGAAAUAGAAUAUGCAAACAUAAACAUUUAAUGACCUUCCAAACAGAGGGCUCAAAUUGAUGAGAAAGUUUUAAAAUGAUGUGGAGUUUCACCUCCUUCAGUCUCAUGCAAAAAAGUACAUAUAAAAGAUGAUAACAUUGUAAUUCUUAUUGCCCAUUGUUAAAUGCAAAUAUUUUUGCAACAAAAAACAAAAAUUAUUUAAUUGAACAGGUUUACAAAAAUUUGCACACCUCUAAAAGAUUUAAGAGGCUCGAAUCAAGGAGAAAGCAGCAUAUUAUGUAAUGAAAUAAUAUACUUAUUGAUAUUUAUCAUAGAUUAUAUAUUGGAUAAUAUAUUCAUAUUUUACAUAUAUUAUAAGAUGUUGAUGAACAAAUAUGAAAAAAGAAGAGUUAAAUGAUGCAAGAAUUGGACGAAAUAGCAAUAGUUGGAGUGGGAUGUAAGUUCCCGGGGGCCAGGAACCUGAAGGAGUACUGGCGGGUGUUGAGUGAUGGAGAAAACCACGUGAAGGAAGUACCUCGGGACAGGUGGAACAUCGAUGCCUACUAUGACCCCAACCCCAAUGCCCCCGGAAAGAUGUAUGUCCGAACUGCGGGCUUCGUCGAUGGCAUAGAUGAGUGGGACCAUCGCUUCUAUGGCAUAAAUGAUAUGGAAGCAGAGCUCGUGGAUCCACAACAACGCAUGGUACUCGACUGCGUUCACAUGGCGUUUGAAGAUGCUGGUAUAACACGGAAAUAUGUUGAGGGCUCAAACACAGGUGUUUACAUAGGAUGCAUGACUGAUGACUACAAAGGCCAUGUCCUGGACGAUACAACAGUUAGCAGUACCUACUCCGUGACUGGAACACACAAUAGCAUCAUCAGUGCACGUGUCUCCUAUGUUUAUAAUCUAACCGGACCUGCUAUGACCUUAGAUACAGCGUGUUCUUCAUCGCUUGUUGCAAUCAAAAUAGCAUCAGAAGCUUUGCUAUUAGGUACUUGCGAUAUUGCAAUAUGUGGCGGAGUGAAUGUUCUACUAGAUCCACAACUGUUUAUUGCAUUGUCGAAGGCUAGAAUGCUCUCCCCUGAUGGACAAUGUAAAACAUUUACCGCCGAGGCAAAUGGCUAUGCAAGGGGUGAAGGAUGUGGCAUUGUCGUAUUGAAGAAAGUAUCAAAGGCUCUGCAAGAUGGGAACAAGAUAUGGGCAACUAUAAAAGCAGGUUCAAAUCAAGAUGGCCGAAAUGCUUCCCCUAUUACAGCACCAUCUGGGCAGCAACAAGAAAAGUUAAUUGAAACUAUGUAUAGAAAACAUGAUAUAGACAGAUCCAUCAUAUCAGUUAUUGAAGCACAUGGUACAGGCACCGCUAUCGGUGAUCCAACCGAGGUGAAGGCCUUAGGAAACCACUUUGGUAUAGUAUCCGGGGCACGGGAUGUAUUUAUUGGUUCUGUGAAAACCAACAUUGGCCAUCUGGAGGCGGCUGCUGGAGUGGCAGGUUUAAUCAAAGUACUUUUGAUGAUGAAGCAUGACACUAUUGUACCGUCAUUGUGGUAUACAAAAGCUAAUGAAAAUCCGAAACUGUCCUUGUCAAAACAUGGUUUCAAUGUUCCAACUAUGUGCACCCCGUGGGUAAAAACAAACGGUUUAGAAAGGGUUGCAUGUGUCAAUAGUUUCGGCUUUGGAGGCACUAAUGCACACGCUAUUGUAAAAGAAUUUGACAAUGUUGAUAGAAACAACCACGUGGAGCAAACAGCCAUACCAUAUUUUGUAGCAGUUUCUGCUUUAGAUGACGUAUCUCUGCGCGAUAAUAUCCGUCAUUUGGCGGAAAGUCUUAAGUCCACAAAAUACAACAUUUCAUCUUUGUCUUGUACAUCAACGUGUAGAAGGGAUCAUCAUCCUUUCAGGAAGGUAUUUCAAGUGCACUCGCAGGGGGAUCUAGUCACAAAAUGCGAGAACUUUUUGUCUAGGAAAGAAGAAACUCCAACAGUUUCCGCCAAAAAUAAAAUUGUGUUUGUAUUCUGUGGAGUUGGAACAACCUGGCGUGGAAUGUGCAAGACCCUGUUAGAUAUCGAAAUAUUUCACAAUACGAUACGGGAAAUUGACGGCCAUCUGGAACAACUCACAGGCUGGUCGAUAGAAGAGACGUUUGCCAACUCAAGUGAUAUAAACACAGAUCCAGUUGUAUCGCACAUCGCAAUAUUUUGUUGCCAAGUUGGACUCGCAAGUCUUUGGAAAGGACUUGGAGUGACACCUGAGGCUGUAGUAGGCCAGUCAGUAGGGGAAGUUGCCGCAGCGUAUAUAGCAGGCUAUGUAGACUUAAAGACAGCGGUCCAUAUAAUAUAUUUUAGGUCCAUAGCACUUGGCACUGUGAAGCGGGGAACAAUGGCAGUUGUACGAAACAUUCGGACAGAGACGGUCAAGAAGUAUUGUGCGACAAACAACGAAAAGGUGUGCGUAGCUGUCAUUAAUAGUCCAGUAUCUUGUACUAUUUCCGGUGACGAAGAUGCCAUCCAUAAUCUUACAAAACGUCUAGAAAGUAUACCUGACACAACUCCAGUAAUAACAAAGCUUGAUGUCGGUUGUGCCUAUCAUAGUCCUCUUGUUGUGGAUGCUGCAAAUCAACUAAAAGCGAAAUUAGAACAUAUCCAGAGCAAACGUGGGGUUAUACCAAUGUGUUCAUCUGUAACUGGAAAAUCUGAAACGAACGGACUUCUUUCCACGGCAGAGUACUGGGAGAAAAAUGUGAAAUAUCCAGUUUUGUUUGAUGAUGCUGUCAGAAACUCUACAACACAUAAGGGCCAUAAUAUAUUUCUUGAAGUUGGACCACAUCCUGUGUUGAGAGCACAUGUCAAGAAUAUAUUACCAAGUGAAAGAAAAUACACAGUACUGCCAUCCAUGAAGAAGGAAGAUGACAUGAAUACGCUCGCAGAUUCAAUCUGUAAACUAUUUGAAGAAGGGGCAAAUAUUACUUGGAAAUUAUUACUUCCCUGCAGAGGCCAACCAACAGAAAUACCCAUAUACCAGCUUCGCAGACACCAAAAGCUUUUCAGAAGUGAUAACGCCCUAACGAGGACACAGAAGCUUGAAACAUCGUCUGUUGCUCACCCUUACGUUAAACGGGUUCCUGCGAUAAAUGAACACAGUCAAUUUAAAAUGGAAGUUGACCAUGAGACAACAUGGUUUGUCUAUCAGCAUGAAGUAAACGGAACAGUUAUAUUUCCAGGAGCCUGCUAUGCAGAUAUCGGUUUUGAAAUUGGUAAAUUAGCGAAGAAGACCAAAUGUCAGUCUGUAGUGUCUGUAGAAUUUUUGCGUCCUGUGAGAAUAGAAGAUGGUAGAAAAACUCUUCUUCAGAUUUCUACUGUCAAACAAGACGAAGAAGUGUUAUUUCACGUGAAAAAUCAGAACGUGGUUACUUGUAAAGGUUGGGUGAAACAAGUUGCUUCCGAAAGAGUAAGAAGAGGCAUAGUCGAUUUGGAAAGCCUACGAAUGUCCGUCUCUCGUGUGAAAACUGAAACCUUCGAAAGGGAAGAUAUAUACAGAAAGCUGCAGUCACUUGGAUUUAAACACGGAACGUGUUUUCGUCUCAUGAUAAAUGCCGUUACAAACGGCAAGGAAAGUCUGUCAGAAAUGAAUGUUCCUAACAAUAUUUUACACGAAGCAGACUCAACUGUAUUACACCCAUGUAUACUUGACGUUAUGAUGCAGUCAACAAUAAACACAACAAAUGACGACCUGAUGAGUACAAUACAACAAGAACAGUUGACAUUUUUACCAGUAGCAAUAAACGAAAUAUACAGUUACAGAAAACCAGAAGAGAAAAUGAUCAUAUAUACGAAAAGAAUAAACACAACUAUAUUAGAGACAGUGUUUCAAUCACACUACAACGUUCUACUGUUGACACAAGAUGGUCUUCCUGUUGCAGAAAUUGUAAAUUACUGUACAUUCAGCCGUCGUCAUGGACACACUGCACCUUGCGACCUUAGCUAUGAGCUUCACUGGCACAUGCUUCAAGGGUAUACAAAAGACAGCAAUCUAGCUUGCCCAAAAGUACUUCUUAUGACAAAUUCUGAAUAUCAAAAAACUUCACAGGCUUUUGAAACUUUUAGGAAUAUCAUCGUUUCUCGGCAAAACAGGGAUUGUGACACAUACAGAACAUAUGUAAGGGAAUCAUUUGACAUCGCAAGACAGCGUUGGGGCUCUAUUAAACAAGCGGAUGCUAUAGUGCUAUUGAUACAAGAAAGUUUCGUUGAACACAUUACUACAAAAGAAGGAGCAUUUGAACUAUACCAGCUGAUCAAAGGAAAUUGUCUGCUCCUGACGGAACUCAUCAAAUUCAAAACUGAAUCUGCCAUUCCUACCCCAUUAUACGUUGUGACACAAAAUACUCAACCAGCGUUGCCCAUACAGGAAGCAAGACAUAACAUGAUAGGAGCAGAGUUGUGGGGCUUUGUUCGUUCUCUUCACUUGGAAUUUAUCCACGGUGAUAUAACUAUGGUAGAUUUGCAACCAAACCUGGAAGAGACAAGAAACAGCCUCGUCAACUUUAUAGCUGCAAGUCUUCAUCGUCUUUCGACGACAGUACCUGAUAUAAUUAUACAGUAUGAUAACAUAUUAGGGGCACAGCUUGACAAGGUUAAACGUAGUGAACUGACACCAUCACUUAGAAGAGAAACAAGUCCAGUAGGAACUUUUGUUAGUUCAUGUGACGUUUUCUCCAAACUGUCUUCAGGAAGAGGCGACAUACAUCUUUGCAUUUCGGAGUCAGAUACACGACAAUCAGAUAAAGUGUUUAACGUAAUAAGAGUGUCCGAAGUAGCAUUGCAUCCUAGUGAUAUGUUCCCUAGAACAACCAGCGACCUGAAAUCAGAGCAAGAUAUUUGGCAAGACUCUCUUACGGAUGGAUAUUCAGUUAUAGGCGUAGAAUAUACAGGUUACCCGAGAUCCACGAACAAGAAACGGGGUCCAGUUUGCAAGACAGGAGUAUCUCAAAAUGAUACAGAAGGAAUGGAAGAUAUGUGGAAGGUGGUGGCAUUUUAUCCAACUCAGAUAAGAACAGAAACAUCAGUUCCUAAAGAAUGUAUUAUUCACUUGAAAGAUCUUCCGUUCUACAAACCCGGGUUAAUCACAUAUGCUAUGAUGUUUUGGAAGUUUGUAGAACAUGUUCCGUUGAGACAGAAUGUAUUUGUUUGCAAAGGCCGUUCCAGAGCAUUACCAUACGCAAUUCUGGAAGAAAUGUUGAAAAGCUUGAAACAUUCAAGAAUAAUUAAUCCAGAAGAGAUAGAUCAAACACCAGUUGAUUUGGUUUUAACACUAACAAAGUUCGAAGAAAGUUAUGAAUUACUGUGGAAAUGCAGCACAAUUGUGUGUUUGCAAAACAACUUUCAGGAAUCAAUUGAAACAACGUUAGCAAGAACCAACAAACACACCAUCAUCAAAAUUACAACAGAACAAUUAUUCGACAGGAAGUACAUUUCAAAAUUUCUCCCAAAGGUUGUGUCAUGGUUACAAAGACACAGCAAAUUCGUGGAGACCUGCAUUUCACAUCACGUGUCUAGAGCUGCUGUCAGAUCCUUUGAAACCUCCGAUGAUAUUUUAUUUCCAUGCAACGUCAUUCAACUUUAUAAAGAUGGUCGUUUGAAUAUUCCAUUGAGACAUUCGCUCUCAAGUUUAUUUUCAAGACAGGGUUGUUACAUCGUUACCGGUGGUACGACAGGUCUCGGAUGGGAAACAGUAAAACUUUUGGCUGAAAUGGGAGCUGGAGUUGUAGCUCCAAUGUCUCGAAGAGCUGUCGCAAGUGACAAGGCCGAGGAAGCCAACAGACUUUCAAGGUCAACAGGAAGUAGUAUAGUUUUCUUACAGUGUAAUGUUAACGACUUUAAGUCUGUUACUAAUGCGUUGCAAACACUGCAGGUUAAGGCACCCCAGUUCACUCUAAAAGGUGUCUUUCACUGUGCUGGAGUUUUACAAGACAAGCUGCUUAUGAACAUGGAUGAGACCAUAUUAGAAAAUGUACUUAAACCAAAGGUAUUGGGAACUCUCAAUAUGCACGUGGCAACCCGGGCAAACAAUCUGGAUUAUUUCGUUGUGUCUUCAUCAAUCAACCGUUUCGUUGGAUCUCCAGGACAAAGUAAUUACGGUGCGGCAAAUUCCUUUCAGGACGCUUGUAUUGAAUGGAGACGACGUUCAGGACUGCCAGGUCAGGCAAUAGAUUGGGGAGCGCUGAGUGUUGGAAUGGCUGCCAGAUCUGUGUUCAUUGAUAACUUCGCCAAACGUGGCUAUAGUCUGAUGUCCGUUGCCGAAAUACGCAGCUGUUAUCAAGAGAUAUUGCUGAGAAACACGACCAGUGUUGUAUACAGCGAUAUAAACUGGGACGCAGCAGCUAAAGACUACCUCAACCCGCACAUGGUCAGACCAAGAAUUCGAAUGGAGUUACUCUUAGAUGAAUCCGUUUCCAAAAUUACAAGUGAUGAAAACGGGAACGAAGCAACAGAUAUCUCGUUUGAUGUUCAAUCUCUAAAAAAUUCCGACACAGAAACGCAAAUGGUUUCUUUGGUACGACUUCUCACACUUGUGGCGGGCAAAGUCAUCGGUGGUCCAGUCGGUCAGAUAUCCGAGACGUCGACGUUAUCGGAAAUGUCGUUUGAUUCAAUGUCAACCGUUACGUUCAUCAACGUAAUCCAGGAAAUGACGGGUUAUAGAAUUCCUCCGCGUUUCUUGUUAGACACGGGGCGGACAAUAUCAGACAUGGCAGAUCUGCUUCAAGAAAAGUUAUGUGUUACUGUACAUAAAGAAGAUACUAGAAAAAAAGAAUAAUGUUCCUCCUGUGACUGAAGAAAGUUAAGAUGUUAGUCAAUUUUAGACUUGCUGGGUUGGUGGAUGAUUGUCAAAAAGUGCGCAAAGUAAAAAUUACAGAAAUAAGCAUUAGUUGUCCCGUAGCGGAUAAGAUGCAUUCAUAAAGCUGAAUUUUGAUACAUAUCUAUGCCGAAUACACUCUCUGACUUCAAAACGAAUCAAAGACUGGGGGCCUCCGUGGCCGAGUGGUUAUGGUCGCUGACUUAAAUCCACUUUCCCCUCAUUGAUGUGGGUUCGAGCCUCACUCGGCGAGUUAAAGUCUUCAUUUGAGGAAGCUAUCCCACUGGCUUACGGAAGGUCGGUGGUUCUAACCAGAUGCCCGCUUGUGAUAAGAUUAUGCUCGGAGGGGCACCUAGGGUCUUCCUCCACCAUCAAAGCUGGAAAGUCGCCAUAUGACCUAUAAAUGUGUCAGUGCAACGUUAAACCCAACAAAAUGAAUAAAACGAAUCAAAGACUAUACAUACCAAAAUUAACAAGUUUUCCACUUUUUUGUUGUUCUUUGUUAAAAAAUCAUAGGAUUUUUCUAAAAUAAAAGGCACACUCGUGUAAAUUUUUAAAUUCUGCACAUUUACAUGAUUGUCUAACUUUUUCAGUUACAUAGUUGGGGAGAUAGAUUUAUAUCGAACCUUAUUUUUUUUACUUUUUCAGGAAACACAAAAAACAUAUUGAUCGAUAGCACUUUUUAAAAAUACUGAACCUACAAUUAUGCAGUUUCGGUUGUUUUGUGUUUUCUUUUGGGUUUUUUUUGUUGUUUUUUGUUGUUGUUUUUUAAACUAAAAUAAACUAUGUUAAAAUUAAUCAUCAAUUAAACGAUUGAAGUUCAGUUCAUUUUAAAUUAUUUUUAUAUCGAAAAAAUAUAAGAAUCGAAAAAAAACAACUUAAUCUUCAAUUUUUUUUUUUACCUUUUUGGGGGUUCGGUUAUUUUGAUUACAGAGUUGACCAAUUUGGCUGCGGUAUUUUGUCAUGCGGCCAGUUUUGCCUUUUCCUAUUCGCUUUUUAUUCCGGUAAUUUCAGGAAAGGUGGCACACUGCAAUUUGCUUGUAAUAAGUUAAAAACCCCGAAACAGCAAAAAAUCUAGGUUCGGCAUUUUAAACGGUGUCAUCGAUAUGUAGCUCAUGAAACAAAAAAUUGGGAGAUGUAUUGUUUGCUGGUAUAAAUUUGUCUGAUGCAGAAAUAAUUCCUGUAAUGGUUAUCUUUCAUAUCAGUAUGUAUAAUAUUUAUACAAAGUUGGUUUUAACUGUUGUUGAUUUACAUAAUUGUUUGAUGUUGAUUUACAUAAAAGUAUUCUGUUUUGAUAUUAUCAUAAAAUCUUAAAUGCUGUGAUAAACAAAUUUUUAUACAUUUUGUACAAAGUAUCGACUUUCUUCACAGAUAUAUUUCGUGCAAAUACUUGAUUGUCAGCUGCUAUCUGUUUGAAGUGAAAGUAAUACUAUUAACGAGUAUGUAAGGUCAAAACGUGCUAUCAGCACAUUGUAUUUACUAAUUUAUUUUGCUCAAUUGCAAAACAAUUCAUCUCAACUUAAACUAUUAUUAAACUUCGAGCAGUAAGCCCAGACUUACACUGUACGUUCUUUACGGCAUUUACCGUAGUUUUUCCGUAAGCUAAAAGUGCAUUCGAGACUCAGUUCCCGAAAUCGAAUUAUAAUCUCUUUCUAUACACCAGCCAUAAUUGGAACCAGUCAUCUAUUAGAAUAAGUGCCAGCAUUUGUCAUUACUGGUACCCAUUAAUUGGUACCCAUUAACAACUGGUUAGACUGAUAGACACACCUACAGUGACCUAACCAGGAUCAUCAUUUAGUCCUCUAGGCAAUAGCAUAAUGUCGCUCUUCUGCUGUUUUGAGUUGCCUAUAACAGGAAAUAUUAACGCCAUAGUAACAUUUUUUAAAAAUCAGGUCAAGUUUACUUAAAGUAGCUACGUUGAUAAAAAUUAAACUUUAUAUUUAAUGUGGUCGUUUAUGACAUUUAUGACAAACGAAAAUAGUCAAACAGUUGUCAGUGACACUUUAAUCCGUUAUCUGGUCUCGCGCAAAAAAAAGGAAAGAUCAUAAUGCAGAAUGAACAAAUAAUAAGUUUAAUUGACUUUUUUUUUCAGAAAUUUUGCUGAACACGGCAUAAAUGGAGCUUUUUAAAUUUCAUUUAUUUCUGAAUUGAAGAAUGUAUUGUAGAGAGCUUGGAAAUAUUGCGUUCACAUUAAAUGACGAAAUGAAGAGAAUGUUACGAAUGAAAAAUCAAAUUCUUAAAGAUUAAUAACAUUCUUCAUAUGAAAUAAAUUGUGACUGUUAUCGUAUUAACAUGAUUAUGCAUAAUUUUGCUUAUGAAAAACUAUGAAUAUGUAGAAAUAGUGUUAGUAAUUGUUGAAGAAGUUGAAGGUGAUUUUGUUUCCUUCCAUAGGUAAUUUUUGAUCAGUAUACUGUGGGACCAGACCGAAAAGACCACCCACGGGAAAAGCAAAAAGUGAACUUUGUUGUCAGGUGGUAUCUGUUCAUUGAUAAUGGUCUGAUAGGAGUUACAAAUCAAGGAAUUUUUAAGUUUUGUAAAUGUAUAUAUGUCUAUACAAAUGAAUAUUUCUACCUCAGCGUCUAUGUCAAAUAUCUAAAAAAGUUUUAUGUGAUUGACAAUGUAUUUAAAAUAUAUACUAGGUUUUACAGUUGUCACAUGGAAUUACACAAGUGUAUGUGUGUCAGACAAUGAAAUGGCCUGUUCCAGACACAUGUGUCAAUGCCAUGCCAAUCAAUUUAUAGAACAAAGUUCCAUGUAAAGAUGCAUUUUUAUUUACCUUCUCUCACAUUACAUGUAUGUAAGUUAAUGCCAAUAAAACUAUACGUGUGUUUUCCAUUUCUUCAUGUAGAGUCUUGUACCUGGAUACUUAUACGUCAUAGAAAUGUUUUACUGAAAUGUAAAAAAAAAAAGAUUGUCAACAUGUUUUCACUACUUAUUUGUAUUAAAUGUGGAUAUAAAGUAUUUAUUAGACUGUAUUUAUUGUGAAACCUUUAAUUCAGUUUGUUAUAUUUGCACGUUUAAACACGUUUGUUUACUUCAAUGGAUAUGACAAUUUAUAUGUAAGACUUAGAUUUACUUGUGUUGUUUAUAUUUGAAUUUGUUUCAGUGAGAAACAUUAGUGAAUUAUCGUUCAUUUAAACUCUCUGAAACUACUUCGGACCUUUCAUUGGAUUACUCAAUAACUCUGCUUUUAACACUAUUUAUUUUGUUUGUUCUGUAUGGUAUACAUUAAGUUUAACUAUUUACAACUAUGAUAAUCAAACUAAAUAAUUAAGCUGUAUAGCUCUAUAAUGUUAACAUUUUGGUGUCUAAAUUUUGAUAGUCCGAAAAUUUAAUGAACAGAAAAGUGAAAAAUUUCAAAAAUUAUAACUUGAAUAUCUCCAUGAGACACAACGAUAAAGUCAGAGGAUUCCAACUAGAUAGGUUCAAUGCCUGGGUCUUUAUUUAACAGGUGAGAUAAUAUGUUUUUCACUUAUGUAUUUAAAUUUUGUGUAUUUUCACCUUUAUAAACAACAAUAUAUCUAUUUGGUAACAAGGUUAUUAUAUUUCAACAUGAACAUGCUGAUUUCAACAGAAUGCAGUGAUACAUACUGAAACGCGGUAGGGUAAAAUAAGCACGUUGCUGUCGAGAAAAUGCACGAGGAAAGGAAAAAAGAUUAGUACUAUUUAUAUUUGGACUACUUGUGACUAGACCUGCGGAAGCUUACAUUCUAUUUGAUAGUGAUCAGCCUAAUACUGACUGGACUUAACUUACUUUGUAGCUGGCGUAAAGCGUUAGACUUGCGAUUCUUAUUUCUAUUGUCCAGUUGGUUCGAAUCUCAACGUUAUCAGUACUUUUUUUUAUAUCUUUGUGUGUGUGUUUUUAUGCUUCGUUCUUUUUAUGUUUUAAUUACAUUUUUUUCUUUUUAAUGAUGCUUUUUCGUUAUUUUUUGUUUUUCUAUUUUCAUAUAAGAUAUGACAUUUAGUAUGAAACUGAGUUGGGAUAAGCAAUUUAUGCUAUUUUUGUGUACAUUUAAUUGAAACUGCUAUGGGUUUGAUUUCUGGGAAGGGCCGUUUACUGAUGUUGUAUGAACUUGUGGCCCGACUCAUUUGCUUAUUUUCUUGGCUGUACAUGUACAUUUUUGAUGUUUGAUAUUAUAAAUGUAAAUAUUAAUAAGCAAUAAAAUACGAUUAAACAAUAAUUUGAUUUCUGGCUAAUUGGACAAAGUGUCAAUCAUGCUUGUGUGACGUCAUAAUUAUUACGUCUUAUGUUGUACUUAUGUUGUUUAUCUAGUUUUCAAGAUCCCGCAAAAGAAUUAAUGUUUUCAUGGAUUUUAUUCAGUAUAUCUUUAUACCAAGAACUGUUCGACACAUGUAUGCAUUUUCAACAAAGCUUUUGUUUUUUAUCAUACAUGUUUGUAUUUUCAGCAGUUACGAUAAAUUUAUAACAAAUUAAUGCGCUUCAUCAUUUCAUAAUUGUAAUACCGAGCGAGCAUAGACAGGUGCCGUGCAAUAUUUGUUGAGACAAUUAGACAUACAGAAUUUAGAACAGACCUAUGGUUCUAGGACGCUAGAACUCGUUUAAAUGGGUCAAUCGUGUUGUUGUACUUAUAAAUAGACUAGCCCGGUUUAUAUAAUAAUAGUUGGCCAGGGCUACGGAUAUGUAUUGUAUUUUCAUGCGCGGGUCCAGAGUGGGGACCGGGGGUCCGGACCCCCUCUGGAAAAUCCUUAAAAAAAGGAAAGAAGAGUAGAAGGAAAGAAAAUGUUUUUAUUUUUCGAAAAAGGCAAUAUUAGGACCGCAUUCAAAGUAUAAGCGGCUGCUGCUUCAUACAACCCCGACAUAAUUCAUAUUUAUAUUAAUUAUCUUAAAGAAACUAAGAAUUCAGAAUUCUACCUUGAAGAAAACUUGAUUUUUGUUUAUCAUUUUCCCAAAAUUUAACAGGUUAACACAUAUUACUGUGAAAAUAAGGGGUAUAUUGUAUAUAAAAUUGCAGUGGAAAGGUGUUCUUAAAUGCUCCUAAAAUGCCCCUGAAUGCAGAAAAUGAAGCGCGGGGU